UUCUGCAUGAAAAGUUGAAUGGAUUUUUUUAAUCUCUCUUUAUGUUUCAUUUCCCCUGUACUUUAACAAGAUGUGAAAGUUAGUAAGAAUUUGUUACACUUAUGAAAGUUUAUCAAUUAUUUUCAGUAUCAUCAUCAGAUAUUAAAGUAAUCAAUUAACCAAAUGACAUAGGAAUGAAGACAACCGGAAUAGAUUGUGGAAAUAAAACAGAUCAAAUCAGUGAUUGGAAUUUAGAAUCAAGUUUAAAUAGUGUAGUCUCACGUGUACCAGGUUCCUUCUGGUGGUUUGAUACAUCGUCGAUAGAAUCUGAUGGAAUAAUCAAAAGAUAUUAUUGGCUUCGAAUUCCUGCCCAUGAACUCUCUACCAAUUUUCGUCAAAAACAUAAUGUUACUGAUCCUAUAAACAUUCAUUCAUCUCGGUUAUUGGCUAGACUAUUACUACUUCAUUAUAAUGAAUCAAUAAAUAUUUCAGGUGUUCAACUUACUCCACAAAAUCCGAAUCAGAUCAUAUGUAUUGAUUGUUAUGUACCCCAGAACGGAGGACAUUGGAAAGUAAUAUGGAGUGAUUUAAGACGAAACCUUGAAUUAUCAAUUGCAUCAGAUAGGGAACAUUGUGAUGUAUCGAAAAAAUUGAUAUCAGGAAUGCCAAUACAGUUAGGGCCCGGUUUACGACUUAUCGGUUGGGCAUCUGGUCACUCAUAUUCGUCCAAAUCUUGUGAUGAUACAUUACCAGGCUGUGAGACGCACAGCUGGUGCUUUGUAAUGCCUAUAAAUAUAGAUCAUUUGUAUAACGUGACUGUACUGUUAUUAUUACCAGAAAUCAAGGAUGUAAAAAUUAACCCGCCUACGCAUCCCUUUCAAUCGACAGGAUUGGGUGGAAGUAUUAAUGAUAUAAACCUAUUAAACACCGACAAAUGUCAACCUUUCACAACAAAACAAUCCAAACUUACACAAAUUAGAGAGUCACAAUUCAGAAAAAAUUCAGACUUAUACAACAACAAUAGUAAUUUUUCUUUUACAUCAAGUCUUUUGGGAUUCGGAUCUAAAUUGGCUAUUAUCACGCAGCCGGAUAAUUAUCAAGGGAAAUUAGAUAUGAGUUCCAUUAGUGUCGAUUCAAUCUGUUCCCUUGAUGCAUUAGAUUAUCGUUGUCGUGUUGGUGAUAAACGAAAAUUCUGUCAAUACACAUACAUUAAAACACAAAGUGGUACUCCAGCCUAUAAAAAUGGAGCUUUUAUCGGUCAGCUAAAAAAUGAGCUUCAAGAAACAAAUCUAGAAUAUGACAAUCAAAAUAAAUUAUUUAAUGAUCAACCAUUCAUUCUAGAUCACAUCAAAGAAAUGAACUUAGAAGGAACACAUUUUGUAUCAUGCAUGAAACAUAAUGUAACCAUAAACUGUGAUUCUUCAGUAGUAUCCAAGGCUAAAAAUGAAAAUGGAUUUAAUUCAAAAUGUUAUGCUGAAAUAUAUCCACUUGAAGAAUUGGAAGUUGUAUGCUCAAAACAAACUAUUUCUCCUUUUUAUUUAUCUAAAUGUCAAAAAUCUCAAAGUAUAUCAAAUGUAAAUCAUAAUCAAAGUGGUUCAGAUCAAUCAGCAUUGUAUACAACGAAUUCAGAUUUAGCAAUCAGUAUAAGUGAAACAGAUCAAUUCAAUAGUCAAUCAUUAUUAAUUGAUGUUAAACAACAAACAAUGUCAAAAACAUUCACAGCUUAUUCUAUAUUUUCAAAUCCAACUGAAGAAUAUGAAAAUCGAACAAAUUUAUUAAAUAAAUUACUUGGAGAAUUAAAUUUAUUAUCACAAAUCAUUUUAAAUUUAGAUAGUAAUAAUAAUUAUUAUAAUGAAUCAUUAUGUAAUUAUGAUAUUCAUGAAUUAUGCAAAUGUAUCUUACAAGAUUUAACUGAAUUACAUAAUGAUGAAGAAGAUGAAGAAGAUAUUUGUGAUCAUGAAUUCAUGUUACCAUCAUCCCGAUUGCCAACAACACAGCAUAAAGAGCAAAUACAUGUGAUUUCAACGAUGAAUACUGAUGCUAACAAUAUGACUAGUAAACAGGAUACUAAUGAUCUAUCAGCCAUAUGCGUUCCUUUACCAGAUACCUGUCGAGUAAAAUCACCUGUUCCAUUGUUGGUUUUCUAUUUUGAAAUUUUAUCAGAGCUUAUGGAGUUGAAAGAUUAUGAAAGUAAAUGUUCAGAAGAUGAUCAAAUGGAUUUAUCUAGUCUAAUGGAUAUUUCAGCUGGGAUUUUGCGUCUUUUAGAUGUAGAUACUACUAAUAAUAAGAAUGAAAGUAAAAAAUAUCAUCAAGACAGUACAGUGAAUCUUUCAACUUAUAAAAACUGUGAUGUUGCUUUGCAUACUUUAAUACAAUUACAAGAUGCUUGGAUAGCAGCCCCAGUACUAAUCGAAAUGUUGAAUACACUAAAUAUUAAUGAGUCAAAUGAUGAUGUAAUAAAUAAUUCUAAAGAAUUUUAUGAAACAAUCCAACUUUAUUUAACACGUAUUCAAUCUGCAUUGAAUGUACAAAGGCAUGAAUUAAAAACACUAAUAUCAAAUGAUUUAUGCUUAAUUCUAGACAAACCUGUAAUAUCAUUUUCAAAAGAAAAUACAGUUGAAAAUUUUGAAUAUUUGUGUGGACUUGUAGUCGACAGUUCACUUACUGAUGAAUUGGAGUCAGAAAAACAAUUAUUUCUUUCAAUUCAAUGUAACUCGAAUGAAUUGUUUGAAAAAAUUCUUCAAUCGUUAGAACAACUUCCCCUUCCUCUGGUUGGUUUAUGGAAACAAAGGAAAAAGUUAUGUACUUCCAACUAUUCCAGUAGAAAUGAGAAACAAGAUGAAGUAGAUAAAAAUAAGAAAUCAUUCUUGGGUAUAACCGAUGGUGAUAAUGAUGAUGAUGAUGACGAUAAUGAUCACAAAUGGGAACAAUUUUAUGAAUUUAAUAAAUUAUAUUUAAAAUGUCUCACAACAAAUUUAAAUGAAGUGAAAUGUUUCGUUACUAUGGUCAGUGAUGCAACACCGUCACAAUCACAGUCAAUUACAAUAGUGAAAAACGACAAUGUUCAUAUUAAUUCUAUUAGUCAGUCUUUUAAUUAUCCUACCAUGCAUUUAUCACUGUUGAAUAAUUGUAAUUUAUUGAACACUAGCUGGCAACAAGAACAAAUAAAUAAUAUUGAUAAAGAACGUGAAAUUUUACAGGAAAAUUUCAAUGAGUUGAGGGUUCUAGCCGAUUUUCUUCAUGUCUUAUCAUCAUCAUCAUCAUCAUCGUCCCUAUCAUCUAGUCAUUCUUCUGUAAUAAAGACAUUUAAACAACGAAAAAUCUGGGAAGAAUUAAUCAAUGAAAUGAGAUCCACUUCAUCACGUGCAUUUGAACAGUAUACUUGUCUUGGGUUUUUAAAACAGAUUAUACGUAGACCCGGUGGAUUAUGGGAUUUGUCUAAUUCUUUAAUAGAACUAUUCAAUCAGUUAGAAAAUGCUUCUCAAUCACAUAGUUGGACAGAAUUAGAAUUGUAUAAUGUUGAACUUUCUAUUCGUCAUUUAAGUCAUCAAAUUUGGAUUGAAUUAACUGCAAUUGAUAAUUUAUCAAAUGAAUAUUUUAAUAAAACUGAAAAUAUUGGUAUAACUGAUUGGUUGGAAGCAUGGAUUUAUCGUUUACAAGAGAUAUAUCGGCUAGUGAUUAAUCAAUGGAUGGAGAAAAUGCAUCAAUACCGUAACAAUGUACAAAUUCAUACAAUUAAUGAUUGGUGUGAUUAUGUUUCAAAUUGUAUUGGUGAAUGUAAAGUGUUUCAUAAUCUAAUUCCUAAUUCGGGAUCUUCACCUUCUCAAAAUAACCAACAAUCAAAAAAAUACCAAUUUUUAGACAAAGAAUUUCAUUUUGCUAUACUUUGGUCUUUAUUAUGCGAUGCGGAUAUAAUUCAAGAGAAGUGUAAUGUUCAACUAGAAACAUCAUCCUCUUUGACUAGUAAACAAUUCACUCAAACAUUACAAGAAUUGAAACGAUAUUUAAACAUAUACAUUGAAAAGUUUAUUGUGUCAUCCAUGGAUAAUGCCAAGUCUACGCUACAUGAUUCUAAUCAUAACCUAAUUACACUACUUUUAAAACAAUUGGAAUACAGUUUACACUAUAUUCCUGAUCACUAUCGUGUAUUUUCCUUAGAAUUAAUUGAUAACACAUUUAACAUUUCACAUCAAUCUGAUCAGUUACGUGUCAUGUUACAACAGUUAAAACAUUUACGUAAUUUAUGCGAACGUAAUUAUCUACUAUGUAACCAAUCCUUAAGUCUUUUGCAUAAAAUAAGCUUUUCUAAUUUAAACCAAUAUGAAUCGAAUGCUGUGAAAGAUAUGCUUCGAUUGUUAACUACAUGGAGUUAUGGUUAUUUUGUUAUUCAUCAAUCGUUAGAACGGGUUAUUCGUGCUGGAGGUGUUACUGAAUCUGAAAGAUAUCCAUUGAGAGCAUUAAUAACAACUGAAUUACGUUCAAAAGCAAUUCAAAUGUUAAAACAGAAACAAGCAUUUAUAGAAGCAGUACAUUUUGGUUUGGAAACAAUUACAUUACAAACAAAGUCAUUAUCUAAUAAAUUACAUGAAUAUGAUUCAAAUUCAAAAUUGGCAAACAUUAAAAUUCAAUGUGAAAAUUUAUUUGAACAAUUAAAACAUCUUUAUUAUAAAAUAUUAGAAGAUGAUAGAUUGAAAAUAACGAAUAGAGCUGAAAUACCUGAUCAUGAUUUAAAUUGUUUAGUGAUAGCUCGAAAAAAUCAAAUAAUGGAAUUGAUGGAAUUCUGUCGAAAAAUAGAUCAAAUUAAUUGGAUCAAUUCUUGGGAGGGUUUAUUAGAAUAUACUAAUGAAUUAACUAGUGAACGAGGAUAUUCUAAACUAUGGAUUAUAUAUUUUCUUCAACAAUUUCAAGUAUUCUCAUCAAAAACUAAUUUAGAUGAAAUAUUUUUAUGUCAAAUAAAUCAAAUGGAAGAGAUUAUACAUGAUUGGUCAGAUUGGCUCAAGAAGUAUAUUUGGCCAUUACCAUUUCCUUAUCCAAAGAAUUAUUCAUGGACUCCAAUUAUAAUGUCUAUUCAUCCUUCCAUAAAUAUGAAAUCUCGUCAUAUUGAAUAUGAAAAAUCACUUAAAAUGGACUGUCAAAAUGCAGCAUUAAAAUUUAGUCAUAAAUUUAUGAAUUUAUCAAAUUUCUAUUAUAAUCAUAUUAAAAAUAAAUCUUUAAUUAAGAUUAAAGGAAUUGAUGAAAAUUACAAUGGGAUUUAUAAUAAUUUACAAGAGAAUAAAUUGAACUAUUCUAUGGAAUUAUUAGAUGUUAAUUAUCCAAAUGAAUUUUUACAAGAAAUUCAUCAUCUAUAUAAAUUAACAUUAUCAUCAGUAUCAUCAUCACUGUCAUCAUCAGCAUCACUGUCAUCAUCAAAUGGAAUAUCAUCGAAAUUUAUUAGAUCUACAUUUACAAAUGAACAAGUGAUUUGUCAAUGUGAUAUUUUAAAAUCUACAAUUAUUAAUCGUCUACUUGAAAUUCAAUCUUGUCUUGUCUAUGGUGAUCAACUUACUUUGAUGAUGAUUGAACAAAUAAUGUUUGAUUUAUUCGAGAUACAAUUACCUAAUCAAAGUAUUCUAGAAGGGGAUUCAAAAUCUCAUAAAUUAUGGAUGAAUAUUUAUUCUGAUUGUAUGAAAUAUUUACGGAAUGGUUUUACAAAAUCUUUAUGCGCUUUACUUACAAGUGAUUCAAAAUCAAAUGCAUUUAAUAAUUUACAAUUUGUCAAUGAAUUCGACAUUCCAGGCAGCCCAAGUUUCAGUAAACGUUGGCAAAAGAAACUACAAAUAGACAAGUUAGAACAAAAUACAUCAGAAUCAGAGAAACAAUUUCCAUUCUUUAUACACUUGAUUAUUUUAUACAAUUUAUAUGAUACAUGGCAGAGUAUUGUCAAGAUUGCCGGAACAAUUAUAACUUCUAAAGAAUCCACUGUAUAUAAUCCUGUACUUCUACAAUGGAUAUUAACUACGCGUCCUAAAUUUGCUGAAGCUAUCCUAAAUUAUCCAACAAUUCAACUAUCACAUAAUUAUCAAUGUAGUCACUGUUUAUGUAAAUCAAUACUUGAUACCUUCUUAUCUAUCGAUGAAGUCCAAUUGAAUAAUUUAUUUAGAGAGUUUUCAAGUCAAUACGGUUGUAUUGAUUAUUUACUUUUAGAGUCUGUGCAUAAUCUAAAUGAUCGGAUCACAUUGUGUAUACAGAAAAUUGAUGCCUAUCAUUUACAGUUGAGAAAUAUCGCAAAAUUGAAGCUUCCUAAUGAUCAAGAUACAGGACUCACCAAUAAUCUAUUGAAAAAUUUUGAUCAUGUGAAUUUGGCUGAUUCAAAUACUUUAACUUUACGUCACGCUUUAUCUCAUUGGAGUGGAGUUCUCACUAAGAAACUUGCCAAUGGUCAUAAUUUUAAACGACGUUUAACUUAUUGCUCAGAGAACCUACACUCUUUACUGCUCAAUCUAAAAUCUGCUAAAACAAUGGAAACAAAUGAUUAUGUAGAGAUUGAGGUAACUAAAACAAUUAAACUUUUUGGAGGAAUUCAUGAAGAUAAUGCAAAUGAAAUGAAUGCCUUUCGAGAUCAAUUAUGUAUAGCUGUACCACAAUUAACAGGAUAUCAUUUAUCUAAUUUAAUAAAAGCUGUAGAUCAUUUGGAAAUAUUAGCUAGUAGAAAUUUAAAUGAAUCAUAUUGUCCAACUGAUCCUGUUGAAAAAAGACAUCCAGAGUUAGGUGGAUAUUUAAAGCAUGCUGGUCAACGUUUAAUGGAAUUGGAAACUUGUUUAGAACAUAGUCGUGAAGCUGCCAGUAUUCUUAUCUAUUUUGAAUAUGAAUCUCAAUUUUGGUCGACAUCACUAACAUCAUUAACAAGUAAAAAUAACUCCAAUCACGAAGCUUUACAUAAACGUGGUCUUCUUUUACAGUCUAAAUUUAAAAAUUCUCCAAUAGCUAUUAAACUUCAUACAGCAUGGGUGAAAUUAACACAAUUAGGUGACCGUCUUGGCCGAAUACAGGCUGGGUUACCUGUUCGUCCAUCUGAGACAAAUGGAGUAGAGCAUUGGCAUCAUUUAUCUCCAACACAAACUCAAUCACAUCUUUCAACUGAACUCCGAACAAAAUUAAUGAAAAGUGAAACGAAAAGAAUUUCUAAAUGCAAAAAAGAUGAUUCGGACGUAUUAACAACAGAAUUUCCUUACGUUAGUGCUGAUACGUUACGUCGCAAACAAACUAAUCUAAGAGAUGCAUUAGGAUCACAUAUGUGCGUUCAUCCUGAUUGCAAAAUUUCAACAGGGGAAUGCUUAUCACCUCAUACUCAACACAAUGAAAGUCAGUUAAACAUUCAGAAUAAAUUGAGUGGAUAUUUAAAAACCCUUAAUCGUGAAGAGUUUCAACGACAAAGAGAUUCAAUUUCAAAGUCUGAAUUAUGUGAUCUGGUUAAGUAUGCACGUCGGUUACGCUGGCAUAAGUCACAUAGUUUGCAGUCAGAGUAUCAAGAACUAAAAAAUCUUAUUAACGAAUUAGUAAAAUCUAAAUAUCCUAAGAUUGCUAUUAUUCAAGAAUAUUUUCAGUCCUUAGAAGAGUUAUGGUUUGGUGUGGAGAAAUCCCAAGAAAAUUUAAAUAGCUGUACAGAUGACGCUAGGUCGUACUCAAGAUUAUCGAUUCCACAAAACGAACCUGAACAAUAUUCAAUUAAAUCUAUCAAUGCGGAGAUACAAAUCUAUGUCUUCACACUCUACAACUUUAACGAGUAUUCCAAACAGUUAUCAUUCUACGUCACAAAACUAUACAACUCCUCUUAUCCAAGACAUGACGAUAAACUUUCAAAUAAUGAUCCACACUUAGUUGAAAAACAAACGAAUAGUUCAUAUGAUGAUGAAUGCUGUGAUUGGACAUGGCGUGAAAUGACAACACAUGGAUUAGACCCACAACCACUUGUGUUUCCCUCCUCUGCAAAUACAAAUCCUAGCUAUGAAAGUGUAAAUGAAAUAAAAACAUAUGAUCGUACUAAUACAGUUGAUUUACAAUUAAAAAAUGAAACUGAUAAAUUUUCCGAUGAUUUUAUUAAUAGAAUGAUUAGUGAAUUAUCUUCAACUACUUCGUCAUUUCAAAAGAUUUCAUCGAAUAUAAAUGGAAAUAGUUCAGAAAUUUUAUCUAUUGAAGAAAAGAAUACCUUAUCUGUAGACAACAAAACCCCCUUGAAUAUACACAAUCAUGAAAUAAAACUUUUACCAAACAAUAAUUCAGAUAGUAGUAAUCAAUUACCGGAAGUUAUUUCUCCUAAUUUCAAUCAUAGAAAUUCGGUUUUACAAUUUAAUAAACUUUCUAUUGAAGUCCCAUUAUUAUCAAACAAUGUCGAAAGAGAUUUUGAAAUUAAAUCUCACCCUCUGGAAAUUCAUUCUCAUAGUGAACUAACAAAUUUGACGACUGAUGAUACUCAUAAAAACUCAUCAAAUAUCUGUGUUAAUGACAAAACAUCAAAAGGACUAAUUCCUAACAAUAAUAAUAAUCAAGUUCUUUUGAAUACUCAAGCUGGAGAUUCAUUAAUUGAAAAUAUUACUAAUGAAAAAAGCGAAGAUGUAAUCAAUAGAUUCUCACCUAAUACAACAUUGGAUUCAAAUUCAAGAUAUGAAUCUACUAGAAAUAAUUCUACUUUAUCGAAUAGACAAUUACAAACUUCUUUAUCAAAUAUAACUUCAACUACAAUAUAUAACAUUGAUAAACAGUCAGAAUUUCAUGAUGUUAACGUUAAUGGUUCAAUUUUCUCAACUUCAGUCAAAACAACAACAGCGACAACAAUUAGCAUUAAUUUAACUGAGCAUAAAUUGAAAUCUGACCAAAAGGAGAUUAAUACAGAGACAAUGGAAAGUUGUCUACCAACUUCAUUAUACAGAACAGAUCAAUCAUCGGAAUCUUUAUUCUCUAUACCACAAACAUCGUCAAUACCAAAUUGUCUUCAUCCUACUUUUUCUACUGUGAAAAAUCUCAAUAUGAGAAAAACAUUUAACGAAAUCUACCAGUGUCGUCAUCUUGGUUCAUCUUCCAGUUUUCAUGAAGGUAACAAUGUUAUUGAUAAUAACAAUAAUAUCAACUCAAUGUGUGGUUUAUGCGAUCACAUGAGUAAUUUACAUACACUUAUUUCUAAUCUACAAUCACAUUUAUUAUCGAAUCGACAAAAUCGACUAUCCAAUCUGUUACCUAUUGAUGUACAAUCAUUCACAUUGACAUCAUCAUCAAUUUCAUCUUUAUCCACCUAUUGGUCACCUAUAAUUAAAGAAUAUUUAUCAAUUCUAUGUGAAAUUAAAUCAGAACUUGAUUCGUUCCAGCCAUUAGUUUCUAUUACGGUGUAUAAAACUAUUUAUUUACCAGUAUAUAAAUCAAUGAUUGAUUUGCUAAAUUUAUGGAAUUGUAGAUUACAUGAUUUUCUAUGUCUACGUUCAUCAAACUCCUCUAAAUCUGGUGUUGAUAUAUCACAAACACGUUGGCUUACACUAUUUAUCAGCCUUAUACAACACAAUGAAAUUCAAGUGGAGCAUUUGAAAUCAUUAUUCACAGGUUUACUGCAUGAUAUUGAAAAUGAAGAUAAUGAGUCAAUGAAAAGUGAUUUAAAUAUUGAUAAUAAUGAUGAUAAGAGUUUCUAUUUAUCACAAACAAUCCAAGAUGAAGACAAUUCAUCCUAUAUUCGAAAAGAUUCAAAUGCAAGGUUGAAUAAAUCAUCUAGAAAUGAAUAUUUAAAUGACCUGAAGACUAGAUUAUUUUCGUGUGAUUUUGAUGAUCAACAUACUGUGCAACUGUCACUACAGCAACCGGCACCAUUAAAGCCACUGAUUACUUUUCCAAAUGAAAAAAUGAAUCAUUCAUUCCAGACUCAAAUAACGAAAAUAGACAGUGUGCAUAAACCAUCCACUGUUGUUACUACGACUAGCAUCCAUGAAAAAACAUAUAAAGAUAAAGAACAAACAGAUGGAGAAUUAAGUAAUUUCGAUCAAAUGUCAUUUGAACAAUAUUUGUGUAAUCUGCCUCAGAAUAUUACAGGCAAAGUAGUUAGUAGUAUAAGUUCAACUGAUAAAACGUUUACUCAGGAAACUACUUGUACGACGAAAGUUUCUGAAUUUAAACAAGAUAUUCCUCCAACCAAUCAAAUAACAACUCGAAAAGAUAGAAUUAAAAAGACUAGAAAACGUAAGUUAGGAGAUGAAGAGUUUUCGGAGAAGUAUGAUAAUGGUGAUGUCAAUCGUAAAGACACUUGCAAUAAUAAUAUUGUGAAUAACAAACCUUGUGCUUUAACAUACUUACCGAGAAUGAUAGAUAACACACUUUUAGGUGAUCAAAUGUUAAAAAACGAUAUAGAUAUUGAUGGAGUGAACCAUUCUGAUGAGCAACUAAACCUAUCACUAUAUUCUAGUUCUUCAGUUCCAAACAGAACAAGGUCGUACAAUGCUAGUCAAAUUGUCGUACAAGAAUCUGAUGAAGUAAAAAAUUCUGUAAUUCAAAACAAUAAACGACAUAAUCGGAUGACUAGUUUAGGCAAUGAAUCAACAGAAACAAAUGACCUGACUAACAUCAAUGAUACAGUGAAGCAUGGCGGUGAUCUGGAAGCAAUACUCAAAUCAGAUGAGAUAAUCAGUCACCCAAACAAAUCAGAUGACUCAUCACCGUGCGUUACUUUACAGUUAAAUAACCCAAUAUCAGUAACAGACUCAAAUGCAGUAACUAAUCAAUGUGACAGACAUUCUGUCGAUGGUAACUUGAAAAGUUCUCAUCAUAAUGAUAAGCAAAUGCCUAUACGUGUUGCUUUACCAGAUACAAGAUUGUUGAAAGAAAAUGAUAGAAGUUAUCCUCAUAUUACCUGCAAUACUUCAUUUAGUCCCGAAAAAACUCCACCUGUUGUCGAGGUGUGCACUGCAUUAAAAUCUGAACAAGAUGCAGAAACAAAUAAAACAAACAAGCAAAUUUGUACGGAUAAUCCAAAUAGCAUACGUUUGGAAUCAGCGAAAUUAUUAGUUAAAAGUAACACAAAUCGAGAUCGGAAUAUUGAAACUAGUAAUUCUUCAAAAUUUACUGAAAACACAGAAAAUAACAAUGAUAAAGCGGAAAAUGAUAGUGAGGAAAUAAGUGAUAACAUAUCGAGAGACAAGCGUCAUUUUCCCCCUAUGGAUUCUGUUCAACACGAUAAAUCCAAUAAAGAUUAUGAAUGUCUAUCAUCGAGUGUCUCUACAACGACCAAAGAUGGAAUUCGUUCAUAUCAGUUAAAAGAUGAUAUCCCAAUGUCCAAAGUUAAUCCACCACAGUCGGAUACAGAUGCGUUUGUGAAAACAACUAUCAAGAUUAUCAGUAAUAAUACUGAUAAUAGUGUGAGUUCACCAUCUUCACUCACAUCUAAUUUAAAUAAACCAAUAAACGAUCCGCAUAAAUUUACACCGGCUAACAAGAAGUUACGUAAAGCAAACCGGAAGGCUGCAAAUAAUCAUCGAGUUAAACGUGUAAUGACUGGCAACCUUAAAAAACCCACAGAAAUAAAUGGAUCCCCCGAAGAUUGUCCAAUAAGUCAACCUGAGAGUUUCAAUAACAAACAAUCGAAUAUAUCUGUACAAUCUGAGCGGCGUUCCAAACUAGAUAAUGAUUCAACGUCACAUUCUCCAUCUACACAAGAAAUAUUGACUACAGAAAUCCCGACAACAAUAUCAUUAAAACCUGGUUUCUUUGAAAAAUAUCAAAUAAGGUCUGACCAUAACAAAACUCAACCAGAUUAUACUGAUCAGAAUGAAUUCGAUACUUCUGAUCACCAACAUUGCAAUUGUAGACCAAAUACUGAAAGUCCUUUAGUAUCUCCUACAUUGAUUGAUUGUACAAAUUUAUAUGAUCAAACUACUGAGAGUUGUUUAACUACUCAUGAUCCAUCAGUCAUAUCGAUAGAAAAUGAGAAAAGAAAAAUUGAUGCUUCAGUCAGAUUGGAACUAACACACAAAAAUAAUGGUGAUUCAUAUUUAUUCAAAAAUAAACUUGAUACCAAGGAAAUUGAACAAUCUAAAUCCCCGUUAACUGAUACAUCAUAUCAAAUGGCAUAUUUGAAUAAUCCUCCCAUUGAUAUAAAACACCAUGUAUAUAAACAAGGGAAACAAAUGAAAGAAUCAUCAUUAAACAAUCUGAUGAAUACUUCUAAUCAAUACAGUGAAAUUGAUUUAUUGAAAAACAAUUUUCUCAAUCAAUCAGAACAUGUUUAUCAUCAGAGUAAUGAUGAGAAUCUUGAUAAAAAUAUUUAUGAUCAUCAAUAUCAUGAUAAACAUAAUCGUCAACAUAAUCUUCCGGAGCAUGGAAAACAUCAACAAGUAUAUAAAGUAGAAAAUGUUCAUGUUUUACGCAAAUUUCCCAUGAUAAAUCAAUAUAAUGAUCUGAAUAAAAAUCAUCUAACUGUAAGAGAAUUAAUAACGAUAUUCAUGAUCAAAUUGACAAGUGACUCAUUAAUCACUAAUAAAAACUGUUUAGAAUCUAGAGGAGAACAGCAAGUAAUGUCAAUAAAUAUGGCUCUUGAAACUGACUUACAUGGAAGCAAAACUAUUACUGUAAAGAAUAAAUCACAGAGAAGAAGACGAUGUUGUCGAUCACUACCAUGUCUAUUAUUGUUAUUACCUCUUAUAUUUCUUUUAUUAUCAUUAUUUUGUAUAUUUAUUCUACCCGACUGUCCUUUAUUCCUACCCUGGUUCAUGUGUAAUGAAAAACAUCCUAUUGGUGAAUGGAUUUACAGUCCGAUUGUAUUCCAUGAACAUAAUCCACCAUUUUAA
Molecule: messenger RNA, 12773 nt
Organism: Schistosoma mattheei
Lineage: Eukaryota; Metazoa; Platyhelminthes; Trematoda; Strigeidida; Schistosomatidae
Source: the annotation of a GenBank genome assembly